Messenger RNA from Symbiodinium sp. CCMP2592, 3267 nucleotides. The record is from the annotation of a GenBank genome assembly. Lineage: Eukaryota; Dinophyceae; Suessiales; Symbiodiniaceae.
AUGAUGUCUGCCUUACUUGCGGAACAUCCCAAAAUGAGCGUCUCCGAGAGUUUUUACAGAGCCUUGUGGGCUGGCAACCAUAGGGACCAAUAUCAUGGAUACAGUCCACUUCAGCAUGCCUUUGGAAGGGCUCCGGAUGAAUUCGGUCAUUUGGGAGAAAGUAAACUUCGGGAGAUUCCGGUCCUGACGGAGCAUGGGAUUUCAGCUGAGUUUGGUGUGGACUUCAAGGCUAUGCUAACAGCUGAAAAGGCCUUCCUGGAAGAACAAGCUAAGGAAAGGCUCAGACGGGCUGAGCUUGCAGGAGCUCGACCGAUGAAGAACGUGUGCCCAGGAGACCUGGUCUAUGUGUGGAGGCGGAUGACACCGCGACAGGACGGGCAGCGCCAUUUCAAGGGUGGAGGUUUCGUAGGUCCUUACCGGGUUCUUGCGACAGAGACCAGAACCAACUCAGAGGGUCAACUCACCGCAGGACAUGUUGUGUGGUUGUAUAGAGGGGGACAGUUAGUCAAGGCAGCUCCUCAACAACUGAGACCUGCUACUGCAAGAGAGGAGGCAUGGCAUGCUUUGCAGCAUACUGCGGAGAUCCCUUGGACUAUUGCGGAAACCUUGAAACAGCAGCCCCCACACCAAUUUGAAGAUGUGUGCGAUGAUGCCGCGCAAAUGCCAGAGGGAGUGAGAGACGGAGAGGUUGAGAGUUCCGUGAUUGUGCCGAGGAGAGUCGUUGGUAAGAAGGCUCCCCAGAGAAGAGAAAGAAGCAGAAGCCCACCUCCUCCUCCCACUCGGGGUGAAACCGGGGAAGAAGAUGACAUGGAGUUGCUGAGGGAGUUCGAGAGAGAAGACAGAGAGGCGAGAGCGAGAGAAAGAAGCCGAAGUAAUCCACUCCGUGGUCGCGCCUUGCCUCAGCAACCACCUUUGGAGGAGUCGCAUUUCUCGGAAGAGCACAACUGUAUGUUUUCCCAGGAGGAAAAUGCUUUCUGGAGUCAGGAAGAGAGGCCAGCCGUGAGUUUCAGCAUGACCUUACCACAAGCGAACACGAAGCAGGGCAAGGAGUGUUUGAGGGACAUGGGAUGUUUCUUCAGCAAACAACUUCGGAGGAGCGCCGUGGAAAUCUCUGAGCGCCACCUCUCAGAGGCGGAGCUGGAAGGGUUCAGAGGAGCGAAGCAGAAAGAAGUGAAGAACUUUAUAGUGGCUAAAGCUUUUAGAGCUCUCCCAAAACAUUUGAUCCCCACCAAGGAACAAGCCCUGAAGAUGCGUUGGAUUCUGACGUGGAAGGUUGAUGAAAGCCCUCAAGAAAAAGAGCCCCUAAAAAGGGAUAGUCUUGGAAAUCCGCUGAAACCAAAGGCCAGAGCUGUGGUUCUAGGAUACAUGGAUCCCCUCUACGAGCACAGACCUACGAGUAGUCCUACCAUGAGCCGCACGACACGUCAGAUGUUCCUGCAGAACUGUGCGAACCAUGGCUUCCGGGUUGAGAAGGGAGAUAUCAGUGGCGCUUUUCUCCAAGGCGACGAUUUUGGUCCUGAGAGACCUAUGGUCUGUGAGCCCCUACCGGAGAUCUGCGAUGCGCUAGGAGUGCCGCGAGGACAACACAUGCUCCUGACCAAGGCAGCAUAUGGUUUGGUGGAGGCCCCGAUACAAUGGUUUCUUUCUGUUUCGAGAUUUCUGGAAAGCAUAGGAGGCGAGAGACAACUGUCCGAUCCUGCCUGUUGGGGUUUCUUUCGGAAAGAUAGGACUCCUAUUGGUUGGGUUUGUGGCCAUGUUGACGAUUUCCUUUUUGGUGGAAAGCAAGAUGAUCCUGAAUGGGAAGCAAUCCGGAAGAAAAUUCAAGAGCGCUUCAAAUGGGGUCAGUGGGAAACCAAAUCCUUCACUCAGUGCGGUGUUUUGAUUGAGCAGACGGAUAGCGGGUUCCAGUUGAGCCAGCCCCAAUAUCUCAGCAGCAUUGAUGAGAUACACAUCAGCAAAACCCGUUGGAACACUUUGUCCGAGCCCUUGUCAGGAUACGAAUUGUCUCAGCUCAGGAGUGUUCUGGGAGCUUUGUCUUGGCAUGCCAAUCAAGUUGCCCCAUUGUGGAGCACCGCGGUGAGUAUGCUGUUAUCUCGAAUACACACCGGAACGGGACAAGAGAUCGUUGACACCAACAAGUUGCUUCGUAAGGCGAAGCUCUCUCAGCACCAGAAGAUGCACAUACACAAACAAUCGCCUGACCAGAUGCUUUUGGCUGCUUGGGUUGAUGCGGCUGAUGGAAGCCGACCGGAUGGCAGCUCCACCAAGGGCGUGUUCAUUGGAUGGACACAUCAGCGUCUUUUACAAGGGGACUUGGCAAAGAUUAGUCCUAUGUUCUGGCAGUCAGCUAAGAUUCAGAGGACUUGCAAAAGUUCUGGGGCUGCAGAAACUCGUGCUGCAGCAGACGCUGAAGAUGAGUUGUAUGCCGUUCGGUUCCAAGCUUAUGAGUUUUCAGGAGGGAUUGUGUCUUUGUGGCGAUGUGAUGAUGCGGUGUGUCAGGUGCCCGGAGUGAUGGUGAGUGACAGUAAAAACCUGUACGACCGACUUCAACAAACCAUGCUCACACUGAAGGGUGCCGAAAAGAGGAUUGAUAUCGAAACUCUGUGGGUCAACGGGGACAGUCAGCUGGCUAACUCACUCACCAAAGAGCAUGAGCCCCACCAGUCGGCGCAGAUCUCGGUGAACUUCCGAGAUUGGACAGCUCCCGCAUUCAAGACAGAGGGACUGGUGGGAAUGCCCGGACAAGAGCUUCGAGAAGACGAGCUGCGCCACUUUCUUCGAGAGGAAGAGCAGAUCUGGGUCAUCAGUUUCAGCGACCAGCGGCCGACCGAUGAACCCAGAGGACAGAAUUUCGUUUCCGUUCCAGAUUCAGGACUGGUGGGAAUGCCCGGACAAGAGCUUCGAGAAGACGAGCUGCACCACUUUCUUCGAGAGGAAGAGCAGAUCUGGGUCAUCAGUUUCAGCGACCAGCAACCGGCCGAUGAACCCAGCCGCGACAUCAAAGGACAUCACGGAAUAGCAGCUGGAGUUUGCGAGUUUGCCCACGCUCGUGAAAGUGCUGCGAACGAGACACCAGGAGGACAGAAUUUCGUUUCCGCUUCAGAUUCAGGUGGCUUGCUUCAUAUCCUCACCUGCAGGCGGGACAAACAGCUGAAAGACUUGUCUGGAUGCUACGAGACUUUCAUAGCAGCGAUCCCUAUGGCGCUGCCUACCCGCCGCCCAGCUAUGCCGCCCGGGGUCCACCUGGGCCCCCAGGAGGCGAAAUAA